Molecule: messenger RNA, 1255 nt
Organism: Hypoxylon trugodes
Lineage: Eukaryota; Fungi; Ascomycota; Sordariomycetes; Xylariales; Hypoxylaceae
Exons: 2
Coding region: 240-887 (215 amino acids)
Source: RefSeq, a predicted model, not a curated record
CUAUCCGUCAUGGUUAACGGCAACUUCCUAUCUAGGUUUGAGUCAGUUUAUUUCAUAGCUUAACCCCCCGCAAUAUGGAUCCCCAUGGAUGCUAUAGCCUAGUUUCCAGCUGUCGCGUGAUAGCCACUUAUCUAUUGGAAGUCUUAUAAUGACAUUAUUCCCAGGAUACCUUUCCAAACUUUGCCCUUAGAAAAUUCAACCGGAACACAUAUCUCGGCAAAGGAAUUGACUUUGCGGCAAUGGCACUCGGAGAAGAUAGCGCGGCCCGUUUCCAAGGCGUCAAGUAUGAGCCACUCGACACACCCAAUACUCGACCAGAAUCUCGAAUAGGGGCACUACGCUCUAAGAUAUGGCCUUUCAUAACAGGUAUCAUCGCGGCUCUUAUUAUCUUCUUUGUUAUUCAAUUAGCUCGUUCUUCGCCUGGUACCCAGACGAAAACCACACAAGAGAUUGAGGACGAAGAAUGGAACCACUGCGGCCGUUCCAGCGCUGCCGCUAUGUCCCGCGGGUGCCUUAUGGAACCCAAUUUCUAUGGAUGGUUCCCCUCUCGUUGCGUCUUCCCGGAGUUGACCGAGAAAUAUCCCGUCUUCGAGGAUAGGACAUGGUAUUCGGAUAUAAACUUAACGCAAGAGAUAUCGACCCAGGAUCUCUGGGAGGGGAAGCAUGUCAGAAUCUACACAAAACGUAUGCAUGGCGAGCAUUGCUUAUUCCAAUGGCGGAAGCUUCGCUACGGAAUGGAGAACCAGAAGGAAUUCUUGGACACUAAGACGUUUAGCGGCCAUCACGCAAAGCAUUGUGCCGACCAGCUAUCGGAACACUGCGAGGGUGUAGAAGAUAAGACUGAGGUGGAGAUAGGAUUCUAUCGAUGCAAGAAGACUAUUUGGUAAUCAGGGUCAGGAUUCCGUCCUAGUUCAUGAUAUCUGCAAGCAUGUAUAUUCCUAAAUCCACUAUGGAUGAAACAUAGCCAAACACAUGGCGAACCUCACCAGAUGAUGCAAUCGGCAGGCUCGUUCCGAUGGUGUUCCCGUAGUGGAUCGUCCGUAGAGAUCUCAAGGGACCUGCUUACAUACAUAGUGACCUUCCCCAUUAAGAAGUGAGCAGCUCCAUAGGCGCAUAUAAUCGACCAUACGGCGUAACAGCUGCAAGCCUCGAAGGCGAUCAUUGGCAUGUAUAACGCGUGGCUUAACUAGGUAUUGGGAUGGGUAUACGUCCGGGCGUAUCUAAGGGCAUGGGUUUAUGGUAUCAGCAUUAAUGU